ACAAACACACACUAAAAUAGACACAAAUGUACCGUUAAAACAUGUACACACAAUGACACGCAAACAUUUAUGUAUUACAAGACGAAGAUCCCUGGUAUAGCCUUAAUAGAUUGGUUUUGUUGAGUUCGGUUGUAGUGUCGGCACGGGUGUAGUGUCGGCACGUGUGUCCACGGGUGUGUUAACGAGUCACGUGUGUUAACGUGUCACGUGUGUCCACGGGUGUGUUAACGAGUCACGUGUGUCCACGGGUGUGUUAACGUGUCACGUGUGUCCGCGGGUGUGUUAACGAGUCACGUGUGUCCACGGGUGUGUUAACGAGUCGCGUGUGCCCACGGGUGUGUUAACGAGUCGCGUGUGUCCACGGGUGUGUUAACGAGUCGCGUGUGUCCACGGGUGUGUUAACGAGUCGCGUGUGUCCACGGGUGUGUUAACGAGUCGCGUGUGCCCACGGGUGUGUUAACGAGUCGCGUGUGUCCACGGGUGUGUUAACGAGUCACGUGUGUCCACGGGUGUGUUCACGAGUCACGUGUCCACGGGUGUAUUCACGAGUCACGUGUGUUAACGAGUCACGUGUGUCCACAGGUGUGUUAACGAGUCACGUGUGUCCACAGGUGUGUUAACGUGUCACGUGUCCACAGGUGUGUUAACGAGUCACGUGUGUCCACAGGUGUGUUAACGAGUCACGUGUGUCCACAGGUGUGUUAACGAGUCACGUGUGUCCACAGGUGUGUUAACGAGUCACGUGUGUCCACAGGUGUGUUAACGAGUCACGUGUGUCCACAGGUGUGUUAACGAGUCACGUGUCCACAGGUGUGUUAACGAGUCACGUGUGCCCACAGGUGUGUUAACGUGUCACGUGUGCCCACAGGUGUGUUAACGAGUCACGUGUGUCCACAGGUGUGUUAACGAGUCACGUGUGUCCACAGGUGUGUUAACGAGUCACGUGUGUUAACGAGUCACGUGUGCCCACAGGUGUGUUAACGAGUCACGUGUGCCCACAGGUGUGUUAACGAGUCACGUGUGCCCACAGGUGUGUUAACGAGUCACGUGUGUUAACGAGUCACGUGUGUCCACAGGUGUGUUAACGAGUCACGUGUGUUAACGAGUCACGUGUGCCCACAGGUGUGUUAACGUGUCACGUGUGUUAACGAGUCACGUGUGUCCACAGGUGUGUUAACGAGUCACGUGUGUCCACAGGUGUGUUAACGAGUCACGUGUGCCCACAGGUGUGUUAACGAGUCACGUGUGUUAACGAGUCACGUGUGCCCACAGGUGUGUUAACGAGUCACGUGUGCCCACAGGUGUGUUAACGAGUCACGUGUGUUAACGAGUCACGUGUGUCCACAGGUGUGUUAACGAGUCACGUGUGUUAACGAGUCACGUGUGUCCACAGGUGUGUUAACGAGUCACGUGUGUCCACAGGUGUGUUAACGAGUCACGUGUGUUAACGAGUCACGUGUGUCCACAGGUGUGGUUUCAGAACCGCCGGGCCAAGUGGCGCCGUCAAGAGAAGCUGGAGGCCACGGCCAUGAAACUCCACGACCCCGCGCCGGUUCCCCUCGCUUUCGGUCGCUCCUCUCUCCCCGCGGCUCACCACCACCCCCAUCACCACCCCCAUCACCAUCAUCACCCCCAUCACCACCCCCACCACCACCCCCACCCGCUCCCCCCGGGCCCCCCCGCCGCCGCCGCGGUGGUGGCCGCCACGGGCGGCAACGCGGGGCCCCUCGGGCUGGACACGUGGCUGGGGGGUUCCCCUCUCGCGGGGGCGGCCAUGCACGGCCUCCCGGGGUUCGUAACCCCCCACGGAGGUCCGCCCGGGGUGGGGUUGGGGCUGGGAGUCGGAUUCCCGGGGGGCGCAACCGGCGGGGGAGCCACCGGAUUCCUCGGUGGCGCAGGAGGUGGAGGUGGUGGCGGAGGUGGAACCAGCCCCACGUCAAUGCAGGCGCUGGGUUUCCACAACCAUCACGCCAUCAACCACCACCAUCACCAGCACCAACACCAGCAUCAACACCAACAACAACAACAGCAGCAGCAGCACCAACAGCAUCAGCAGCAGCAAGCCGUUGCUGUUCACGCCAGCAUGGAAUUGGACUCCGGGCCCCCCGCGUUUGCUGAUAAAUUCCCCGUGGGGGGCGAUGGCGGUGGGGAGGGGGUGGGAGGCCGCUCGUCCAGUAUCGCGGCGCUCAGGAUGAAAGCGCGGGAGCACCUGCAGAGCCUCGGGAAAGCGUGGAGGGCCUGACCCGGGGCGUGCACGUUCACCUGGUGGGGUAGGGUGACGUCUGUUCACCUCGACUCAUUCCACUGCAGAGGGCAGGUGUGUACUUAUCACCUGCGAGAGGCACAGGUGUGUACUUAUCACCUGCGAGAGGCACAGGUGUGCGUAUCGGCCAUGGACACAAUUCAACAACUGCAACAGGUGCACACCUUACCUGGGAUAGAUGAUUGUGCGCACCUGCGACACGCGCGUCAGUGUACAGUAUUAUUCCUUACCUGGUGGGGCAGGUGAGCUUCGCCAACCUCACACCUGGGACUCAUUCAUUCUGCUACGCAGAAUUGUUUAAAGGCGUACAGCCAGCACUGAACCCGGGACGGGCACGGAUGUGUCCAUGACGUGUGGACAAAGGAGUCUACACAUCAGGGACAGGUUGGUGACCCACCUGGGAUAGGCGUUGCCUCACGCUUUCCGGUGGGCGUCGACCUUGUUGUCAGCGUGAGCGAGGGUGUGUGUUGGUGUGGAUGGAUCCCCGCAUCGAAUAAACUCGAUUAGUCGAAGCGUCGCGACCCCGGGGUGAGACCCUGUGACUCUGGGAGAGGGGUCUGGGCCCUAACCACGACUCCCACCCAGCCCUCCCCCCGAAGCCGCCGCAGCCGCGUGAGUCGCCCGCGAGGCGAGAGUUGCCGGGCGGCCUCCAGGAGUCGACGUUUUUUCUUCUCACAAGAGAAACGAACGCGAAACAGCUCGAGUGGCGCGGUGGCACUUUGAGGAGGACAACCAUCAUCGCCUGCAACGCGUCAACGGGCAACGCGUGGACCACGAGCGACUGCGGCGGCUGGGGAGGGCAGCGGAAUGGAGUGACAGAGUUAUCUCUCGAGCCAAUAAAAGUGCAAGGUUUGAUGAACACUGUGCAAGCCCAGUGGUUGAUCUAGAUUGUGAGUUAACCUCGUGAUUUGUGAUGGGGUAGAGCUCGCACCGUACUCGUGGCUGGUUCAUUAUGGAUGCGGUAGGCCAAGUACCAGUCACUCAUUAGGUGACUAAUGAGUGACUGGUCGAUUAGCCAGCCACACGGUACCUGAGUUACUCGACAAACAAUCAGAAGCUGUCUCUGCCAUCCGUGCAGAUCCCAUUCGAGCUGGAUUUUGGAAGCCACAAUUUGCUUCAAAUGAAGUAAGCCUGACGACAUUAGGCAGUCACGUGUUGCUCCGUCUCCGAUCUGAUUGGACGUUUAAUUGUUUAGCAAGGUGAGGCCCACUGAGCCUUUUCAGAAGCGACCUGGC
Messenger RNA from Petromyzon marinus (sea lamprey), 3498 nucleotides. The record is from RefSeq and is a predicted model, not a curated record. NCBI's taxonomy places the organism in Eukaryota, Metazoa, Chordata, Hyperoartia, Petromyzontiformes, Petromyzontidae.